ACAGUGACAACAGCAUCACCAGCUUCAGAAUCAGAACCCCCAGAACCCGAAUAUUUUUUCCAUUAUAUACUAUUAUCUGCUCCAAAAGAGAAAAAAAUAAAAAAAAAAGAAAAGAAAAGGUUUUUGGGCAACCCUUUUCUCUGUUCCUUCUACCAAGUUUCUUAAACUCGUUUGGUUUUUUUAAUUUUCAACUUUUCUAUGUCAAUCUCAGCUAUGUGAAGUGAGAAAGGAACAGUGUUUUGAGGUCACUGUUUUGUUGUGGUUUUUGUUUUAUGUUUCAUGCCCUCCUUGUGUUUGUGUUUUUGUCUCCUUGAUUUGUUUUUUGGAUCUGUGAACUAUGAAUCUUAGCAACGUCAAGGGAUCCACCAUGUCAACGCCUAGUUCAUCAGGUUCACAUCUGAGGUCCACCGGAGAUGCUGUCUCCGACCAGUUUCCGGCGGGUCUCCGGGUUCUAGUGGUGGAUGAUGACCCCACCUGCCUCAUGAUCCUUGAGAAGAUGCUUAAAGCUUGCCUCUAUGAAGUUACAAAAUGCAAGUGUGCUGAGGCUGCAUUGGAACUUCUGAGAGGGAACAAGAAUGGAUUUGACAUUGUUAUAAGUGAUGUGCAUAUGCCUGACAUGGAUGGAUUUAAGCUUUUGGAGCAUAUUGGGUUGGAGAUGGACCUUCCAGUUAUUAUGAUGUCCGCAGACGAUGGAAAGCAUGUUGUUAUGAAGGGUGUGACUCAUGGUGCUUGUGAUUACCUAAUUAAACCCGUGCGAAUCGAGGCUCUGAAGAAUAUAUGGCAGCAUGUGGUUCGGAAGAGAAAGACUGGUUGGAGAGAUCCAGAGCAAUCGGGAAGCAUAGAUGAAGGAGAUCGGCAGCAAAAGGUAUCUGAUGAUGCGGAUUACUCAUCCUCGGCAAAUGAAGGGAAAAGCUCAAAGAAGAGAAGGGACGAGGAAGAAGAUGCUGAUGAGAGGGAUGAUAGUUCCACUUUGAAGAAGCCGCGCGUGGUUUGGUCUGUUGAGCUCCAUCAACAGUUUAUGGCUGCUGUGAAUCAACUUGGAAUUGACAAGGCUGUUCCGAAAAAGAUUCUGGAAUUGAUGAAUGUUCCUGGACUUACCAGAGAAAACGUUGCUAGCCACCUUCAGAAAUACCGAUUGUAUCUUCGGAGGCUGAGUGGAGUUUCCCAGCAGCAGAACAACUUGAACAAUUCCUUCAUGAACCCACAAGAUCCAACAUUUGGGUCAACAUCGAUCAAUGGAAUUGACCUUCAAGCCCUUUCAGUCGCUGGCCAGCUCCCAGCACAAAGUCUAGCCAAGCUUCAAGCAGCAGGACUUGGCAGAUCAACUGCAAAACCGGUUAUGUCCAUGCCUCUAGUUGAGCAACGGAAUCUUUUCAGUUUCGAAAGCCCGAAAUUAAGAUUUGGAGAAGGGCAAAUGCAGCAUUUGAAUACCAAUAAACCAAUAAACUUGCUUCACGGAAUCCCUACCAACAUGGAGCCAAAGCAGCUUGCCAAUCUGCACCAAUCUGCCCAAUCCCUUGGGAACUUGAAUAUGCGAAUCAAUGCUUCUGUCGCACAGAGAAGCCCCUUGUUGAUGCAAAUGGGUCAAUCCCAACCAAGAGGUCAGAUGAUAGGUGAAAAUGGUUCUCAUGUUAACCAGCUUCCAACUUCAUUGUUGCAACCAACAGUACCAAACCGAAUUUCCAACGGUGUUAUCAGAAAUGGGAUUGCUAGCUCCAGCAACAUAAAUGCUGCUUAUAAUCAAGUACCACAAAGCUCUUCAUUUUUGAAUUUCCCCAUGAAUCAAACUAACGAGAUGUCAGUCAGAAGUUUCCCUCUUGGAAGCCAUCCAGGUAUAUCGAAUAUCACAACAAAAGGAAUGUUACAAGAGGAAGUUACCUCAGGAAUCAAAGGAUCCAGUGGCUUUGUUCCGAAUUAUGAUAUUUUUAACGAACUCCAACCUCAAAAAUCCCAAGAUUGGGACUUAACAACCGCUGGCCUGACAUAUGAUGCUACUCAGCAUUCAAAUCAUGUACAAGGUAACACUGAUGUCUCAGUCUCACCAUCAGUUUUGGUCCAUCCGGGUUUUACAUCUAUUCAACAAACUGGACAAAAUAGAGAUACUACUUCUUCAAUGGGGAAAGAUAUGUUCUCCAUAGGUGAAGGCAUGGAUCAAGGUAAUCUCCAAAACAUUAGUCAGCCCCAGAAUCCGCUUCUCGUUGACAAUUCGGUAAGAGUGAAGGCUGAAAGAGUUCCUGAUGCAAGCUCCCAGACUAACUUCUUCCCCGAGCAAUACGGGCAGGAGGAUCUUAUGAGUGCACUUCUGAAACAGGAAGGCAUUGGACUAGCCGAGAAUGAGUUUGACUUCGACGGAUAUUCCUUAGACAACAUUCCGGUCUAGAACAGAACCAGUCAAUUUCUCUCUCCAGUUGCAGAUGUAAAUAGUUGCUGUUCCAUAUGGACCAAAUCAUUCUGCAAUUAGUCAAGUUUGGACCUGCAUGUGUCUAAAUUCUUCAACACAUCGAAUUUGGUUCAUGUAAAAAAAUCAGACUUCAAGGAAAAGAUGGUAAGUUAAGAAGAAGAAUAACUACAAACUUCAACUGCAUGUAUGCAAAAGGGGCAUACAUGCAAUUUUUGACUGAUUCUGAUGGUGAAAUUUGUAGUAAGCUUUAUAAUGUUAGGGUGUUCAUGAACAUAUUUUGGUUUUAGAGCAGAACUGCAGAAGCAUAGGUUUUGAUACAUCUGCAGACUCCUAGGAACAUUUCUAACUUCAAUAACAAAUUACUGAGAAAAAAAACUUUUAUCC
Messenger RNA from Arachis duranensis, 2785 nucleotides. Its product is annotated as two-component response regulator ARR2. Lineage: Eukaryota; Viridiplantae; Streptophyta; Magnoliopsida; Fabales; Fabaceae. Gene Ontology annotation, molecular function: DNA binding; DNA-binding transcription factor activity. Gene Ontology annotation, biological process: cytokinin-activated signaling pathway; phosphorelay signal transduction system. Bases 338 to 2380 code for a protein of 680 amino acids. The record is from RefSeq and is a predicted model, not a curated record. The transcript has 6 exons.